Molecule: messenger RNA, 1614 nt
Organism: Hibiscus syriacus
Lineage: Eukaryota; Viridiplantae; Streptophyta; Magnoliopsida; Malvales; Malvaceae
Product: receptor-like protein 43
Exons: 2
Coding region: 50-1297 (415 amino acids)
Molecular function (GO): protein binding
Source: RefSeq, a predicted model, not a curated record
GAAUAGAGAAGCAUUAAACUUAGCUGCUUCUCUCUUUUUUAUUUGCAUUAUGGCAACAACUCCCUUCCUCCCUCCUCUUAUGUUUUUGCUGCUAUUUGCAACCUUUAGUGCUACUUUGUCUGCCAACAUCACCACUGAUCAAUCCUCCCUUUUAGCCUUAAAAUCUCAUAUAUGUCAUGAUCCACAAAACCCUUUAGCAACCAACUGGUCCACUUCUACCUCUGUUUGCAAUUGGAUAGGUGUCACUUGUGGAUCCAGACACCACAAAGUCAUUGCUCUGAAUUUAUCAAGUAUGGAUCUCACAGGCACCAUCCCACCUCAAUUGGGAAAUAUAUCUUUCCUUGCCUCCCUCAACAUUAGUCAUAAUAGUUUCCAUGGCUCUUUACCGACUAAGUUAAGUUAUUUGCAUAGGCUGAAAUAUUUGAACUUUGGUAACAAUAGUUUCAGUGGAGAAAUCCCAUCAUGGUUUGGUAACUUUGCUCAACUUCAAGGCUUGUUAAUUUAUGACAACAACUUCACUGGUGUUAUCUCAUCCAUUAUUGGUAAUUUGUCAAAACUGGAAAAGUUGAGCUUGUUUAACAACAAUCUCAAAGGGCAAAUCCCUAUGACUAUGGGAAACCUUUCAAAUUUGAAAUGGUUGUACCUGUAUAAUAAUUAUCUUUCAGGCCAAAUUCCUUCCUCAUUAUGCAAUCUGAGUUCCUUUAAGUUUCUCUUUUUAUCCAAUAAUAUUUUAGAUGGAGAAAUUCCAGACUGCAUUGGAAACAUGAGUUAUUCUCUUUCACACAUUGGCCUAUGGAAGAACAAUUUACAUGGUAAAAUACCAGAAAAUUUUGUUAAAGGUUGCGCUCUACAAAGUUUUCGAAUCAACAACAAUCAAGUUGAAGGGUCACUACCACGAUCUUUGAGUAAUUAUAAAGAUUUGAAGCUUCUCAAUGUUGGAAACAACUAUUUAAAUGACACUUUUCCGAAUUGGUUAGUAAAUUUGGGUCAGCUACAAGUGCUUAUCUUGAGAUCGAACAGAUUCUAUGGUGAAGUGGAUAGCUAUGAUGCUACUUUCACUCCUUUGCAUAUCAUCGAUGUUUCUGGCAAUAACUUGAGUGGCUAUCUACCUACCAAACUUUUGGAAAAUCUGCAUGCCAUUAGAGAAGGGUAUGAAAAGAAAGUUGAACGAAAGUACAUGGCAGAUGCAUUGACUCUUGCAACGGUGCAAUAUUCAUUCGACUUAUCUUUUACAGCAAAAGGGUUGAAAAUUGACUUUCAGUCACUAUUAACCAGCUGGAUGGUAAUUGACUUUUAGAAUAAUCAGUUCCACGGAGAGAUUCCUAAAACACUUGGUGAGCUUCACUCACUUAUUGUCCUAAACUUCUCUCACAAUAGUUUAACAGGUCUUAUCCCGCCAUCCUUAGGUGAUUUGUCUGAGCUUGAGUCAUUAGAUCUCUCAUCAAACAAGCUCCAUGGAAGAAUUCCAACAGAGUUAAAAGAUCUUGGAUUCUUAGGGGUGUUAAACCUUUCUCAGAAUAAUCUCGAGGGACCUAUUCCUAAAGGCAAACAAUUUGAUACUUUCACUAAUGAUUCCUAUAUAGGAAACAUGGGUUUGUGCGGGUCGCCGUUAUC